Molecule: messenger RNA, 3951 nt
Organism: Rotaria socialis
Lineage: Eukaryota; Metazoa; Rotifera; Eurotatoria; Philodinida; Philodinidae
Source: the annotation of a GenBank genome assembly
AUGUCUUUAAAUCAUUCAAAACGUUCACUACAAUCAUCGUCAAAUUCUGAUACAUCGCCUAUUAAGAAGAAAACUAAAAUUGCAUUAAAAAGAAAUUUUAAACAUUCACCAUCAUCAUCAUCAUCGUCAAGUGAUGAGAUCGACAUUCCAGUGUCUUCAGCUAUUCGUCGAAAUAUUUCUACGUCGUCACAAGAACGAACAUCAACAUCAUUACCUAAACGUAUCGAAGCAUCCCCGCCAUCACCACCACCACCACAAGUACCACAAACCACAAGUCGCAUUCAAAUUCAACGUUCAUCGUCGUCGUCAUCACAUGAUUCGAAUGGAAGUGAUGAAAUUGUCACAAAACGUACUAGACAACGAAGAAAAAAACCAACGCCUUCAAAUGAACGUUCAACUAUUUUAAAACAAAUGAAACGUAAAACACAAGAAAGAAAAAAUUCAGCUACGUCAACAACAACGACUACUACGAUUACUGAUAAUAAUAAUAAUAUGAAGCAUAACGAUAGCACCAAUAGUCUAAAUGGAGUACAAAAGAAAUGUUCAUUUCAAUUUAGUGAUGAUGAAGACGAUCCUACUAAUGAUAGUAAAGAAGAUAUCAAACCUCAUUUUACCACAACAACAACUACUACCAAGAAUAAUAAUAUUAAAAAUGAUAUUGACGAUGGUGACACAACUGAAAGUUAUGAAGUUGAAGAUGACAAAAAAGAGAAUCAUAAUAGUAUAAAUCGUAAUAUUAAAAAUGAAUAUGAUGAUGAUGAUGAUGAUGAUGAAGAAGAAGAUGAUAGUUCACCGACAAAACGAAAAGGUGGCCAAAGUGGUCGAAAAAAUAUCCGAAAAAUUAUCGAUGAUAAAGAAUUAGACAGUCAAACGAAACAAGCUGUUGAAGUUGAAUUAGAACGUCGAAGACGUAUAGCAGAAAAACAGAAAGAGUAUAAUGAUAGUUUACUCGAAAAAUCCACGUAUGUCGAAACUGUGCAAAAUGAACAAGUAAAUAAUGCAAAUCGUCGUUUAAUUCUUGAAUUAAACAAUGAAACAAACGAACCAUUGAUUGAAGUUUCACCCAAAUUAGUUAAACAAUUAAAACCUCAUCAAUGUGAUGGUAUCAGAUUUUUAUGGAAUAACGUAUUUGAAUCACUUGAAGCAAUCGAAAAUAAAAAACAAGGAAAUGGCUGUAUUUUAGCUCAUUGUAUGGGUUUAGGAAAAACUUUACAAGUUAUUAGUUUUAUUCAUACAAUUUUUAAUUAUGAUAAAUUAACUAACGUUCGAACAUGCCUCGUUCUAUGUCCAAUUAAUGCUGCACUCAAUUGGACUAAUGAAUUUGAAUAUUGGUUAAAUGAUGUUGAACCACCUGUUGAUAAUUAUCAAUUGACUACAAUAAAAGCAAAUUUACGUGUUACACAUUUGAAUUAUUGGUAUGAACAUGGUGGUGUUAUGAUUAUGGGUUAUGAAAUGUAUAGAAGAUUAGCAAAUGGUUUUGGUUUAAAAAGUAAAAAAAUUAAAGCACAAGCAUACAAAUGUCUUGUUGAUCCGGGACCAGAUAUCAUAGUUGCUGAUGAAGGACAUAUAUUAAAAAAUUCUCAAACAGCUCUUGCUAAAUGUUUAACAAAAAUAAAAACAUAUCGUCGUAUUGUUUUAACUGGUACACCAUUACAAAACAAUCUCAUUGAAUAUUAUUGCAUGGUUUCAUUUAUAAAACCAAAUCUACUUGGUAGUCAACAAGAAUAUGUAAAUCGUUUCGUUAAUCCAAUUCAAAAUGGUCAACAUCGAGAUUCGAAUGAAGCCGAUGUUCGUUUGAUGAAACGACGUGCUUGCGUUUUACAUGAAUUGCUAACAGGUUUUAUUGAUCGAAAAGAUUAUGGACUAUUAAGAGAUUAUUUACCACCGAAAUUUGAAUACAUAAUUAAUAUACGUUUAAGCGAUUUGCAAACAACAUUAUAUGAUUCAUAUUUGAAACGGCAAGGAAAUCUACUACAACAGCAACAAAAUCCAGCGACAGCGAAAAAAGACUUUAAAUCAGUUAAAUUAUUUGCUGAUUAUCAAUAUUUACAAAAGAUUUGGACACAUCCAUUUUUACUUUAUCCACAUUUUAUUGAUCAUUGGAAAAAACGAUUAAAUAAAGAAGCAGAUGAUUUUCUUGACGAUAGUGAAUUUGAAACUAUGUUCACUGAUGAAGAAGAUGAAGAAAUGGAAGAACAGAAAAAAACCAAAAAGAAAUCAACCAAAAAAGAAAAUGAAAAAGAAAAAAAAAAGGGUAAAAAGAAAACUUUUAGUGGCUUUUUAAUUGACAAUGUUGGUGACGAAGAUGAAGAAGGUGAAAUAUCAGCAAAUAAUCAUGAAAAUUCGAAAUCACAAAAACGUACAGUUUCUAAAUCAUCCAAUUGUUCUUCUGUAACAACUGUUGAAUCAGGUUCCUAUGAAGACGACGAUGGGUCCAUUGAUGGGUUGGAUUCAGAUGUAAAAUUUAAAUCAGGCGAUGGCAAUGAAGAUACUAAUCAACAAGUUGAAAUAGUGAAAAAUUAUCGAACUCGAAGUCGAACAGCAGCUAAAAUUAAAGAAAAACAGCAUUCGUCAAAAACUGCCAAUGGAAAAAAUCUAAAUUUAGCAGUGUUUGAUACUGGCAACGAUAAUGUGCCUACAAACGAAUCAACUGAUGAUGAUGAUGAUCAAAAAGAGAAUCCUGAUGAGCCAUGGUUAAAUGAUAUGCGUGAACAAUUUUGGUUUCCAUUCUUAGAUAUGUUACCAGAUGAAAGUGAAUUUGAUACAUAUUUAGGUGGAAAAAUAGUUCUACUGAAAGCAAUUCUCGAUAAAUGUGCCGAAAUCGGUGAUAAAAUUCUUCUUUUUUCACGUAGCUUAUAUGCAUUAAAUUAUAUCGAAAGAUUUUUAUAUUAUUUACAAAAACAAAAUGAAGAAGAAUACAGAAUAGAAUGCGAAUCAAGAAGACAACUACGUCAAAUGCUCGCUUCAAAUGGGACUCAUGAUGAUAAUAAUAUAUGUGGAUAUGUACCGAAACCAGUUGAAUGGAUACGUGAUCAAGAUUAUUUUCGAAUGGAUGGUCAAACAGAUGUAACAUUAAGAAAACGUUAUGCUAAAGAAUUUAACGAUGAAAGCAAUUUACGUGCAAGAUUAUUUCUCAUAUCGACAUUAGCCGGUGGAAUUGGAAUUAAUUUAGUUGGCAGUAAUAGAGUUAUUGUAUUUGAUGCAAGUUGGAAUCCAAGUCAUGAUACACAAGCAAUAUUUCGAUCUUAUCGUUUUGGUCAAAAGAAACCCGUGUAUAUCUAUCGAUUUUUGGCUCAAGGUACGAUGGAAGAAAAAAUCUAUCAACGACAAGUUGUCAAACAAUCAUUAUCUCAACGUGUUAUUGAUGAUCAUCAAUUGGAUCGUCAUUUUACUGAAAACGACAUAAAAGAAUUAUAUAAAUUUACACCUGAACAACUACCUGAAGCACGUCAAAUAUCAACAACAGACUUUAAUUAUGCUAUACCAAAAGAUCAUUUAUUACUUGAUCUACUCUAUGAACAUAAUCGAUGGAUUCAUUCGUAUCAUUCGCAUGAUUCAUUAUUAGAGAAUAAACUUGACGAAGGUCUUACUGAAGAAGAACGCCGUAAAGCUCUUGAAGAAUACGAAAAUUUAAAACGUUUGCCCGAUGCUCGCCAAUUAGCUGCACAACGAUUACAAAAUCAACAAUUAGCAGCAGCACCUAUGGCUCAAAUUCCACAACUUCAGCAAAUGUAUUUAGAAUUUCUUCGAUCGAUGUCAUCGGAUGAUCAGCAAAAUCUUGAUUAUUCAAAAAUACUUCAAUAUGCAUAUGAAUUUGGUCUUGGUCAACAAACAACGGAUACUCAAACAACAACUACGUCAGAUUCAAAUAAAGUUCCAAAAACUUCAACUGAUACGAAUGACGUUGUUCUUUUAGAAAGUGAUGAUGAUUCAACUGCCAAAGCAGAAUAA